This is a messenger RNA of Caenorhabditis elegans, 1152 nucleotides long. It is a transcript of the gene nstp-2, whose product is annotated as UDP-xylose and UDP-N-acetylglucosamine transporter. The coding region runs from base 6 to 980 and encodes 324 amino acids. Gene Ontology annotation, cellular component: endomembrane system. Gene Ontology annotation, biological process: UDP-xylose transmembrane transport; transmembrane transport. The transcript has 7 exons. Lineage: Eukaryota; Metazoa; Nematoda; Chromadorea; Rhabditida; Rhabditidae. The record is from RefSeq and is marked reviewed.
UAAGAAUGGCAUCGGCAGUUGCACCGAUUUUCGGUGUACUUGGUAGUUGUAUGGGAUGUAUGGUUUUUGUGGAGAACAUCGCAAAACAAGAGCCAUCUGCCAUGAACCUGAUGACAUUUUCUACAUUUCUCUUCAUCUCUACAGUAGGACUCGUCUCAACUUCCAAAUUCUUCACAGUUAAAAAUCAAAUUCCAUUAAAAGGUUAUUUCAAGACGGUUACCAUGUUCUUCAUUGUCAAUGUUGUCAAUAAUCAAGCUCUCAAUUUCCAUGUGCCUGUUCCACUUCAUAUCAUCUUCAGAUCGGGUUCUCUUCUUGCCACAUUGAUUCUCUCAGUUGUUAUGGUUGGUAAAAGUUAUUCUGCUCGGAAAUACAUUUCCGUAUUCGCUAUUACCAUCGGAAUUGUCAUUUGCACACUUGCCACGUCAACACAAGGAGAUUCGGGACUUUCGAUGGAAGAAGCAUCGAAACAUUAUAAGGAAUGGACGAUUGGAAUUAUUAUGCUCACUUUUGCUCUAUUGGCUUCAGCUGUUUUAGCAAUCUAUCAACAACAAAUGUACGAGAAGUAUGGGAAACAUCCAGAUGAAGCUAUGUUCAUUACUCAUUUGAUCUCACUUCCAUUCUUCCUCAUCAUGGGAAGCGACAUUGUGUCAGCGGCUACGAAACUUUCUGCCAGUGCUCCACAUUCUGUAUUCCCAUGGCUUCCAUCUCUCUGGGUUGAUUUGAUUGCAAGUUGUCUUCUUCAAUACGGAUGCAUCAAGUACGUCUAUCAACUGAACUCUCGUGUUGAUUCGCUCACCGUCACGCUGGUUGUUACUCUUCGGAAAUUCCUCUCACUUAUCGUUUCCAUUGUCUAUUUCAAGAAUCCAUUUACACCUCAACAUUGGCUUGGAGCCAUUCUUGUCUUUGCUGGAACUCUUGCAUUUGCUGAUAUUUGGGGAAGUCAAACUGCCAACAAGCAAGAUGAGAAGAAGAAACAGUAGAUAAUCACGUUCAAUGUACCAUGUUUCUCGACGCUUUCCAAAUCCCAAAGUUUCACUGAUCUGUCAUUUUUCCCCGAUUGCCGCUAGCUUUUAUAGUGCUCAUUUCUAUUGCAUCCUGAUUCAAGUAUUGUGAUAUUUUUUCCAAGUUUUUAUAAACUAUUUCAGAAACUUU